This is a messenger RNA of Acipenser ruthenus (sterlet), 5528 nucleotides long. RefSeq names its product sal-like protein 4. Gene Ontology annotation, biological process: regulation of transcription by RNA polymerase II. Bases 140 to 3412 code for a protein of 1090 amino acids. The record is from RefSeq and is a predicted model, not a curated record. The transcript is spliced from 4 exons. Gene Ontology annotation, molecular function: DNA-binding transcription factor activity, RNA polymerase II-specific; RNA polymerase II cis-regulatory region sequence-specific DNA binding. Lineage: Eukaryota; Metazoa; Chordata; Actinopteri; Acipenseriformes; Acipenseridae. Gene Ontology annotation, cellular component: nucleus.
AUGAUAAAUCGCAAUGCAUUAUUGAUAAUCAUAAUUACUCUGACAUGCGCAUUUCUGCUUGAAGGGCUAAUUUCCCAACUCGAAGAAUUUGUUGUAAAGAAGAAAAAUAUUGUUAGUAUUUUGCUCCUGAUGUUGUACCAUGUCGAGACGCAAGCAAGCGAAGCCGCAGCAGCUCACCUCCGACGAGGGAAGCUUGGAGGAAAACGUGGUUCUGCAAGAUAGCCGGACAGAAGACGACGGGAAUGACUCAAAGAGGAGCAGGAUGGAGGAGACCAGUGUUUGUGACCAAUGUUGCGCAGAGUUUUUUGAUCAGUCAGAAUUCCUUGAGCACCAGAAAACUUGCACUAAAAACCAACCUGUCCUGAUCAUGAAAGACCGCGAGGGAGGAACAAUGCCUGACCACUUCUCGCAGGGAUCUCCAGGCGGCUUCCUUGGUCAACAAGUCGAAGGUCCAUCCUCCAGUGACGCCCAGUCAAAAAGCAGCAUUGGUUUGGUGGAAAGGAUGGAAAACAACGAUGCUGAAAUGGAUGCUGACUAUCGCCAAAAGAGAGAACCCACUGAGAUGUCGGCAAGACCAAAUGUAAGCUAUAUGCAAGCUUCUAAAUUACAAAACACUAAUGUUACGUUGGAGACUAUGCAGAGUACAAAGUUUGCUGUAACUCAACAUUCAUCUGACAACAAAAACUCUCAGUCUGUAGGCAGCUUAAAUGCUAUCCCCAUGAUUCUUGAGCAGCUAGCGAGUCUACAGCAGCAGCAGCUUCAGCAAAUUCAACUGACUGAGCAGAUUCGUAUACAAGUGGCAAUGAUGGCUCCACACGGUCUGCACCCCUCUAUUGCUGCGGCAGCUGAUCCGUUGAAAGCUCUGGGGGCUCACUUAUCGCAGCAGCUUUCAGCGGCUGCUGCUUUGAUCGGACAAAAAACUGGCAACCAAAGCCUGUCUUUAGAGAACACGAAACAAGGAAAGGUACCUCAUUCCAGCAUUGCCUUUUCCGGAGGCAACGGAAUGCUGUCCUCCAAAUCGAACAUUACUAAAGUUCUCCCAAACUUGGCCACUCGACUUCCAACCUUGCUACCUCUAGGUUCUGCCGCUUUCCAGAACUCUUUCUCGCCGGUUUCAGCUGGUCUGGAUCCCUCUAAGAAAGGGAAACCUCCCAACAUAAGUGUGGAAACUAAAACUGCUGGUGCUGAGGAGUCUUUGUUUAAACACAAGUGCAAGUACUGCGGCAAAGUCUUCGGCAACGACAGCGCCCUGCAGAUUCACCUUCGCUCUCACACUGGAGAGCGGCCAUACAAAUGCAAUAUUUGCGGAAACAGAUUCACGACGAAAGGAAACCUCAAGGUGCAUUUCCAGAGGCACAAGGAGAAGUUUCCACACAUUCGCAUGAAUCCUUAUCCUGUUCCCGAGCAUCUGGACAACAUUCCCACGAGCAGUGGCAUUCCUUAUGGAAUGUCUAUGGCCCCAGAGGAGUCCAACUUCGUGGACAGUAAACCUGCAAUGCUGCCUACCUCUGGCUUUCCUCAGUCGAUGCUGCAGAGCCUCACCACUUCUCAGGAUUCUCCUUCAGGUAAUGAACCAUCUUCUCAAAGGCCGUCAUCGUCUGGAAGCGACGGUGCUUCAAUAUCCUCCAGCAUGUUCAACCAGGACAUGGGUUCAGACCAGAACUUGGAAUCCCCAGAAGGUUUUGCAAGCAUGCCCCACCUAAAUGGGGGUGAACUGCCAGGAGAGCAGGGGUCUGAGACUGCCAAGCUGCAAAGAAUGGUUGAGAGCCUAGAAAAGAAGACUGGGGAUCCAAAUGAGUGCUUUAUCUGUCAUCGUGUGCUGAGCUGCCAGAGCUCUCUGAAAAUGCAUUACCGUACCCACACGGGCGAGAGGCCCUACAAGUGUAAAAUCUGUGACCGGGCUUUCUCUACAAGGGGCAACUUGAAGGCCCAUUACGGCGUGCAUAGAGCCAACACCCCUUUAAAGAUGCAACACUCCUGCCCCAUCUGCCAGAAGAAGUUCACCAACGCUGUUGUAUUGCAGCAGCACAUUCGGAUGCACAUGGGCGGGCAAAUCCCCAACACUCCCCUGCCUGGAAGUGUAUACGAGAGCUCUGAAGUGGACUCCUGUCUGCUGGAUGAGAAGAAUGUAGAAAUGAAUGGCAGCUACAACGAGGAGAUCAUGGAGGAAGCAGAGGUGGAACUGGACUCUCAAGAGCCUGCCAGCAAUGCAAACCAGCCACUGCUGCCUCCUCCUCAGAAUGAAGGGCAGUCUGCUUCUCCCCUACCAAUGCUGUCCAGCAUAGCUGCUCUGGAGAAUCAAAUGAAGAACAUCAGCUCUGCUUUAAACCUGCAACGGCAGUCGAGCAUAAGAUCAGAAAGCGACUGCUUGACCAACGACGGCAUGACUAAUGGAACGUCAUCUAUACCUGGAGACCAGGAAUACCAGAACGGCAGGAGCCCAGGUGUUUCAGACAUGGGGUCUUUCCAUUCUUCUCCACCCAACAGUCAAACGGGAAGUAACCAGUCUAAAUCUCCAGAAACUAUAGUUCUCGAAGACGGCAGCGUAGCGAGUGUAAAAUUGGAGUCUAAUAAUGGACCUGCUGAUUCGGCGCACAAUGGUGCUUUAGACCUGACAUCUAGCAACUUUGUUCCAAAAGCAAUUAAGGAAGAACCCGGACAUAUUCUCACAAAUGGAGACUUCAGUGCUGCCCUCAUUCCAUCGCUUGCACGAUUUCCUCCAAGUCUCGUUAAACUGGAAAUGCAGAUCCCGUCUGAGCGGCCCAUGGGUUUCCCAAAUCCGUUUGUUCCUCAGCCAUCUGGGACACAACCGGGCGUGUCUGCUGCACCGCGCCGCUCUGCCAAGCAGCACAUCUGCAAUACCUGCGGGAAGAACUUCUCCUCUGCCAGCGCCCUGCAGAUUCAUGAACGCACUCACACUGGUGAGAAGCCCUUUGCUUGUACCAUCUGUGGAAGAGCUUUCACAACCAAAGGAAACCUCAAGGUGCACGUUGGAACACACAUGUGGAACAGUUCAGCUAGAGGAGGCAGGAGACUGUCUCUUGAUAACCCGUUGGCACUGAUGGGAGGGGAACCAAAGAUGAUGCCGGAGGUGGUGCCAGCACCUAGGGAUAUGGUGCCGCCACCCAUUAACAUUGACCCUGCAGUCUGGAGUCAGUACUCUGCUGUGUUUACCAAUGGCUUGGCAAUGAAGACCAACGAGAUCUCCGUGAUCCAAAACGGUGGCAUUCCUAUGCCUGGAAGUCUUGCUGGCAGUCCGCUAAUGGGUUCCAAUGGGGGCAUGAUGAACAUGGAUGGGUCUCAGUCUGGCUUCCCUGGAUCAGCUGCUGAAAUGGACAAGCCUGGAAAUGACGGUGUACCAAAGCACCAAUUCCCUCACUUCAUGGAGGAAAGCAAAAUUGCAGUGAAUUAAAUGAGAAGACCUGGACUUUACAUGAAGAAAAGAUGUAGAUUUGUAGUCGUAGGUUUAGCUUUUUUUAUUUUUACAGAUUCAACUACAGACCUCAUAUUUUUCCUACUGAUAUGUAUAAAGGGUUUUAUGAUAGCUAUAUUUCUAAUAAACACUUGCUCAAAAUUGAGUACAAUAUUUUUUCCUCUGUCUUUGGAAGGGAGUUUCUCUUGCUGAAAAAAAUGCAGGUCUUGCGAAGCUAUGAGAUGCAUUCUUUUGUAACUUGAAGUGUACAGCCUUAAAAGUUUAAUGAUUUCACACCCAAAGGUUUGAACUGUUUACUUCUGUUAAAUGCUAGAUUUCCCCCCCCCCCCCCCCCCCCCUGAGUAGAACAUGAAAUAAACAACUACUGUUAGAUCUUUUGAAUAUUGUUACUGUUUGUACAUUUUAAAUCAAAUAUGCGGGUACUUUCCCCCCCAGAAUGUCGGCCAUCCUUUCAGCCUUUUUCUCUUCUCCCACCCCCUCCCUCAGAUAUUGAAUGUAUUUUUCUUAACACAUGGGCUGCAUAAUGGUCUAACCAGGUUAAAUGAGCCAACAUCUGUUCUAAAGAACAAGGUUGGCUUUUGGAUGCCUUUCUGUCGACUUAAAGAUUCUGGUGUCCCACACCAACUUGGAAUUCUGCAAGCCCUGUAUGGAUUUUCGCUGUGUUUUGUCUACCUUGUUGAAAGAAUCCAGCAAUCUGGUGCAAAAUUAGGUUUAUGUUAAACCAUUUCGCUUCAGUAGAUGCACGGAACUCUUGUAGCAUUUAAAGGUUUAGGAGUCGGGCUACACUGCGUACUCUUGGGAAAAAUUCUGAUCAGUUCACGGCAGUUUUAGGAGGAGGCCGUAAGCUGGAACCAACCUUUAUUAUUUUGCAAAGGAAAAAAUUCUCCAUUCUGGGAUUGCAGCAUUCCAACUGGGGUACAGACUCCAACAUUAACAGUGACCUCCUCCUCAGCUUUAACCCAUGCACUGGCCGUGUUACUUAAAUGAUUAAACGAGGGGUAAACGAUUGUAGAUCGGCGCUGCUCCUACUAUAGACUGGUAUCCAUAGACUGCAGACCGCAUCGUCUCUGUAGCCCCUCCUGGUCAAGUAUUGCCUUCAUGCGUCUAGUAGCAUUGGCCAUCUACUACACACUCCCGUGCUAAUGUACAGCCCUUGAAGGACAGAACACUGCACUUUAAUUUAGCUUUUCUGUUUGGUCUUCCUCAAGAGAUUUUAAACCUGAGGUGGCUGAUUUUUGCAGGAGCGUACUUUAGUUUUCUACUGUUCCCACAGCCUCUAGCAGCACAGUCGUUUUCAGUACCUGAAGCCAAAUAUCCCAGUGGACUCUUGUAAAUAAGUGUUUUUGUUCAUUGGGUUACGCUGUUAAAGCAGUGAUGCCAUUCCAUAAGGGGAGAGGGGGGACCGUACAAUAACUUUACAUGAGAAUACAAUCGUGGCGCAUUACUAGUUUUGUAAGUUGUGUGCAAGAAAAUGUGCUACUUUGUUUUGAAGGCAAACUGUCCUAUUUAACUUUCCUACCUCACUACUUCAUGUUUGCUUCUUUGUAUUGUCUGAGAUUUAGUUUGUCUAAUGUGAUCUAUGUAAAUUGAGCUUUAAGUGGAUGCUCUAUGUUGUCGUUACAAAGUGUAGUCCUGAUGCAUUUCCUCGGGUAACUUGACAUACACAUCUCCUGUUUUAUUUUUUUUGUGUAUAACCUGCUGAUUUUUUUAUUGAAUGUAUUGUCGGACACUUUGCACGUCCUUUGCUUAAAAACAAUCUGUUUUAUAUGUGUGUUGUCCUCCGACACAUUCUCUUUGGGGUUUCCAGUGAUACCACAGGUCUGUUUUCAGUGUUCCUGCAUCUUGCAUCAUCUGAUCACUUUUGCCAAGUUGUGCCUUUUUUUAGCCUGUGUCCAAUCCUCUGUCAUGGAGGCAUUACUCUUCUACAUCCAUUUACAUGGUGAGCUGGAUCUCCUGGUACACUUCCACAGUGUUGUGCUGUUUUUUGGCAUGUUUACAAUGUACACUUCAUUAAAUGUCUAAUGUGUUUCUUGAGCAUCUGCUUCAUGUGUUAUUUUCUGAUAUUUGAAAAUAAAAACAAGCUGGUUUUUCCAAA